Messenger RNA from Lachancea meyersii CBS 8951, 363 nucleotides. NCBI's taxonomy places the organism in Eukaryota, Fungi, Ascomycota, Saccharomycetes, Saccharomycetales, Saccharomycetaceae. The record is from the annotation of a GenBank genome assembly.
AUGUCUUACGCAGCGCCAGCUUAUCCAAAAACAAUUCCCUGCGGAACCGCUUACAAUCUUACUAUUGAUGCUAACACAUCCGCUAUUGAAGGAUGGUGGUGUGCAGAUGCUAUAUUGUCCAACUAUGAUACGAGAGUUCCUAACCUCACUUAUUCCGAAAUUUCUUUAUCUUGCCACGGCAAUCAAUUUUUGACAGCAUACGAAAAUACCACUGUAGUUGAGGGCCUCCUUUGCGGUCUCGGACUUUAUUCCUCUAAUUCUAGUAUUGAGAUAGCUACUAAGAAAAACGACAGCGAUAAAAAUGGUGUCAAUUGGAUCCACUUGAUGAUUGUUGGCUCGGUUUUUGCCGCCUUGGUUUUUUGA